Molecule: messenger RNA, 2373 nt
Organism: Neodiprion fabricii
Lineage: Eukaryota; Metazoa; Arthropoda; Insecta; Hymenoptera; Diprionidae
Product: E3 ubiquitin-protein ligase TM129
Exons: 6
Coding region: 623-1738 (371 amino acids)
Biological process (GO): protein ubiquitination
Cellular component (GO): endoplasmic reticulum; membrane
Molecular function (GO): ubiquitin protein ligase activity
Source: RefSeq, a predicted model, not a curated record
AUAACAAAAAAUGCUGACCCAACAAUCAAGUUAACCGCAUAAUAUUACUUAUAAUAUGAGAGUCUCAAAACUUUUUUCUUAGUUCUCUGUGUCUUCAAAUUUCUCGUUUUUCAUAUUUCUUGUUGAUUUAUUGUUGACCAAAAAGAAAAAGAAAAAAAAUAAUAUGCGAAGAAAACAAGGAAAUUAAUUAAUUAAUUACAAACCAUUAUUAUUCUAAUUGUCAAAUAUUGUAUAUAUAUAUAAUUAUAUAAUAUGCAACCAGUUGUAUAUUUUACUGUCAUGAAAAUAAUUAUAUUAUAAUGAGGAUACAUCGGUUUUGUUAUAAAUGAAGUUACCCUUAUAUUUUAAUUUUUUUAUCAAAUUCCAAACUUGGUGUGUAAAUACCUUAUUAUAUCUUUUGUUACUGCAGAAAUUUCGUUGUCUGUGCGUGUAUACUUUUUCUCGAGAUUUUUUUAUACAUCUGCCAAUUACUAUCUUACCGACGGACGUGGUCUUGAAGCUGAGCUUCGUGGCCUAUCGAAACGCGACAUGCGAUGUCUCCAGUAACCUAAAACUUUGACAGUUGGAUGUUGAAAAAAAGGGUUGAAAUAAUUAUUUAAAAUAAUACAGCAGAUAUUGAAAAAUGUCCGCUUAUUUUUUUUACACUCUGUUUUACUUUUUAAUGUCAGGAUGCAUUGUUUAUCCACCGACGGAAUUCGUCUCUGCUGGAUUAACGAUAAGAAAUAUAUUUGCCAAUUGGCUAGGUAGCGAAAACGAAUUUUUCAUACAGUACCACAUAAGGAGAAGCGUCAUAACCUUAUUCGUCCACUGUAUGCUGCCGUUCGGGUACGUUCUUGGACUGGCUGUAUUUGGUCACAUAGACCUGGCGCAAGUUUUGAUUGGAAAUGUGAACUUAUUUUGGUUCAUGAUAACCACAAGUGCUAUGCUCGUUCCACUUUAUGUAUUGUUCUUAAUUGUAUCUUGGGCCCUGCUAGGAAGUAAUUGGUCUACUCAUCCGAUAGCGAAGGCCCUCUCAGUUUAUUCUAACGAUAGUAAUACAUGGACAGCGGUAGCGUCAAAUAUAAACAUAGAAUAUAGAAGGAUAGAUAAAAUAGUAAUAGACACAAACAGUGUUACUCAGGUCGUUGUCACGGACAACUGGAUAAUCAAAGUUACUCCAUAUAAACUGGAUGUUGCCCAUCAGAGUGACACUGCUUUGGUGUUAAAUCGGAGCGACACGCAUGUUAUGUCACACACGUCUCGGGGAGAAGUUCAGUACGUUAACAUAGAGGUGAAGCCCACCCGACCGCGAUCUCGUUCAUUCAACAUCAGGCUAAAUGCCCUGGACUUUAAAGACUUGCAGGACAAGGUCGCUAGACCGAUCGUCGUGUUGCAAAAUGUUACGUUCCAUAGAACUCUGCUGGAUAGGUUCAUAGACACGUUCAAAGAACAGGUCGCGCAGAAUCCUCAUUACGAGACUGCGCAGGAGUUAGAACAAUGCAUUGGCUGUAUGCAGGUGACAUCAAAUGUAAAGUUGAAUAAGCUGUGUGGUGACGUUACGGAAGAACGAGGCCCCGAUGCCUGUGUUACAUGUUUUUGUCGACCUAUGUGGUGCAUAGACUGUAUGGCAAAAUGGUUUGCCUCAAGACAGGAUGAGAACUCACCCGAGACUUGGUUGUCUUCAAAAUGCACAUGCCCAGUUUGUAGAGCGAGGUUCUGUCUCCUGGAUGUAUGUUUGAUACUCGUUUCAAGUAAUUGAUUUUCAUCACAUUUUUACAUGUAAUAAAUAGCUAAUUGUUGAUUCAAAGUUUAUUAUACAUACCACAUGAUUUGUAAGGUUUUCAUUUACUAAAGAUGAGAAGAUACUCUUUCCAAGUGUUCAUAGUAAUCACGACGAUGUCAUAGAUGACAUAUAUUUUUUAAACGAAGAAUCUAAGUACCUGUAUAAAUUAUUCAAAUACCGUGAAUAGAUGAACCCUGAUCGUAUUUUCAAAUUUAGAAUCUUGAAAUAACCAAGUCUUUUCCAAUUUUUCCUAUUUUAUAUGCUUAUAUCGAAUAGCUCUCACUGCACAGUCAAACUGUAAUGUAUACAAUCUGAAUUACAAUAAGGAAUAGUGAAUAUUAGAGAUGCGUCAUGUUUUUAUAGCUCAGCAAAUCAACGGCCCAAUAUUUUUUUUUUUAAACUGCACUUAAACGUUGAAUACCCCACUCAGAAUUCUCAAACAACAAGUUUAUCACUUUUAUAUACUCAGGAAUUUCACAAAUAUUUUUAACGGGCGUUUUGUCAAGCUUAAAAUACCGUAUGAUACAAUGUAAGAUUAAGAUCUAUACGUACAUGUACGAUAUGCAUAUAUGUAAAAAUAUAAUUAUUAAUAAAUACAUAAUAUUUGAUAA